AUGAUACCCGAUAAGAUCUACAUAGCCGCCUCGUCGCGCAAUGCUCAGAGCAUGGCUGGACAGCCAGAAUGCAAUGCUGAUCUCGAGCAGCGCAGGUCGAUCUCUGCAAGGGAGAUGCAAUUAUCGCUAGCUCUCGCUGGCAAUCUCGGAAGGGGUAAUCCUCCGAUCCGCGCGGGCCUUAUCGACUGGCCGUGCGCGACGCCCCUUUUUGUGGCUACAGAAGACUCGGGCAGGCUUCCCAGUUACGGAAACUUCUUUUGCGGGCUCUCACCCACCGUCGAGCAGAGUGCGGAUUCCGGAGUGCCUGGCUGGUAUCCCGCCCUCAUGUCGACUGCGUCCACCAUGUCGAGUGUCACCUCGCAAGGCCGUGGCCAUCGCCGCGGCCACAACCGUUCUGGCGGCUGGACUCAGAUUCCCCAGAUCCCCAGUGUCGUCGCGACGUCAGCGCCGGGUGAACAAGAGUCGCAGCAGGAACCGUCACAGCCUGAUCAUCCCUCCGAGCAGACCAAUGGCCAGGUGCCGGGCUGGACGUUGCCCACCGCUGCGAGCGCUGCCCAUCACCACCGUACCCCUUCCCACAGCCAUAGUCACUCUCACACGUCUUUAUCCGAUGGUCAUCUGCCAGGUGACGCUUCUGCGACCACUACGAAGGCGGAUGAGGCUGCAGAUGGUUUUCUGGGAAGCUCAGGACCCUCGACCAGUUUUGUGACUCCGUUUCAAACGUCUGGGAGCGAUGUGCCGUUGAGUUAUGAAAUUGUAACUGGGACGCUCACAGUAUUGCCAUGGGUGGCCCUGUCGUGGUACACGAGGCUGUACACAGAGCCCACCUCGCACAAGCUAUAUCGGAUGCUCAAGGCCGCAGCGGCAAGAGCCUCUUGGUUCCGAACGUAUUCAACCGAAACUAAGGUGGAUGCAGUCUGGUGGAGAACGAUGGUCAUGGUCUCGGCUACGAUGCUGUUAAUAGGUUCUUGGUCCUUGCUGCGACGCAGACGAGCAGGCCAGGCUCUACCGGAUAUGUCCAGUCUGGACCUUAGUUGGGCGGCUGGACAAACAGCUCUGACAAGAAUUGUCUCACUGGGACUGCCAAUCUAUGCCGCGAUGAUCAUCGGGGCUCCAAUGGUGGCUCUUGCGUUUACUUUGACCUUUGCCGUCGGCUUGCCAACGAUAUUUGACCGCAGCGGGAAAAUGGGAGCUGCGCGGGAACGCCUCGGGCAUAAAAAGGCCUCACUGCUUGUGCUGUCGACGUUCAUAGUACUGAAUGUCCUGGGAUAUGACACACCGGUAGAUACCAAGCCGCUUAGAGGGUACAUAGCUUUGUUUGCCUCAAUUUUCCUUCUCCGGCCUCCUUUUUCUAGUGCUCGAGACGCUGUUCCAGUUGCCUCCCAACCGAAGAUCGACUCACUUGCCAAAGUCGCUAAUGGCGCAGCCUUUCUCGUUAACCAGCAGACCUCUGCCGUGUCAACCUGCCCUCUAGUUGCAUCCGUCGAGGAUAUCCAGCUGACGUUGGUUUCGGGGGCAUUGCUGGCCGCCCUGACCGUGCUGCUCUCCCCUUUCAGUGGUGCGCUCUACGCAUUUGAAGCCACUGACUUUAUCUCGACUUUGAUCACGGCGGCCUGUUUUACGGUAUCGCUGAUGUUGUCAUCUCCGUCAAGCCUGCACACUCGCCAGAAGUUGGGUCAUGUCGCCGCAUCCGUCUUGGUCAUUGCCUUCAGCGCCCUACCGCACUUCGAGAGCAGUCGCGUGCUUUGCCUGACCUGGAUCGCUGUAGCUGUGCUUUCGUAUUUUGCGGCAACUUUCGAUGAUGCCAAACGUGGCCAUGCGUCCCACGGUCACUCAGAGGCCGAGCUCUCGGCCGUGACCAAGUUUUUGCUCCGACACGGAGAGUCUUACCCACUAAUCCACAGCAUUUUGAAAGAAGAUGAUUCCCGUAGAAUCUUCUACUUCAUGAGUCUCAAUUUUGCAUUUAUGCUCGUGCAGCUUUGCUACGGCUAUAUUACAGGAUCUCUUGGCCUUCUCAGCGAUAGUAUUCACAUGUUUUUUGACUGCCUCGCCCUUGUUGUUGGGCUCUGUGCCGCUGUAAUGAGCAAGUGGCCCCCUAGUACCAGAUUUCCCUACGGGUAUGGCAAGGUGGACACGCUUUCGGGCUUCGCCAACGGCGUCUUCCUCAUGAUUAUCAGCGUGGAGAUUGUCUAUGAAGCCGUUGAGAGACUGCUCUCUGGUAGCGAGAUGCAUCGCAUCCAGGAACUCUUGGUCGUCAGCAUUGCAGGUCUCGCUGUCAAUCUUGUGGGCAUCGUGGCGUUUGAUCACGGGCACCAUGGCCAUUCGCAUGGCGGACAUGGGCACGGCCACGAUCAUGGUCAUGGCCAUGGUCACUCUCAUGGUAAUGAAAACAUGCACGGGAUUUUCUUGCACAUUCUCGCGGACACUCUGGGCUCGGUUGCUGUCGUGAUCUCGACAAUCCUCGUUCAUUACUAUGGUUGGGCUGGCUUUGAUCCUAUCGCGUCGUGUGUCAUUGCUAUUCUGAUCUUUGCGUCGGCUGUUCCUCUGGUCAGCAGCACCGCGAAAACCUUGCUUCUAACUCUGCCGGCCGACGUGGAAUACAACCUCCGCGACACCCUGGCAGGGGUCAGUACCCUGAGGGGUGUUGUUGGAUAUACGGUUCCGAAAUUUUGGCUAGACGACACUGCAGUCGGAACCUCAACAGGACAUGAUCAUGGCCAUGACCACGGGCCUUCCCACGGUCACUCCAACAGCCACGACCUUUGCCAACAUCGACAUCUCGAUCAUCAUGAUCACCAUCAUCACCUCCAUGAUCAUCAUGAUCAUGACCACGACCACAAAUCAAACAGUCAGCGCGUUCUUGGCGUGAUUCACGUCAUUGCGUCUCGAGGUGCGGAUCUAGAAGACGUCCGACGGCGAACGGUCGACUUCCUUCGCGAGAAGAACAUGGAUAUUGUUGUUCAAGUGGAGCGAGAAGGCGAAGGUCGCUGUUGGUGCGGAUCCGGGACCAAGAGUUCUUAG
Molecule: messenger RNA, 3021 nt
Organism: Rasamsonia emersonii CBS 393.64
Lineage: Eukaryota; Fungi; Ascomycota; Eurotiomycetes; Eurotiales; Trichocomaceae
Product: Zinc transporter (Msc2)
Exons: 6
Coding region: 1-3021 (1006 amino acids)
Biological process (GO): intracellular zinc ion homeostasis; zinc ion transport; transmembrane transport
Cellular component (GO): Golgi apparatus; membrane
Molecular function (GO): zinc ion transmembrane transporter activity
Source: RefSeq, a predicted model, not a curated record